Emys orbicularis (European pond turtle) is the source of this 426-nucleotide messenger RNA. RefSeq names its product ribonuclease-like. The record is from RefSeq and is a predicted model, not a curated record. Gene Ontology annotation, biological process: defense response to Gram-positive bacterium. The transcript has a single exon. Bases 1 to 426 code for a protein of 141 amino acids. NCBI's taxonomy places the organism in Eukaryota, Metazoa, Chordata, Testudines, Emydidae. Gene Ontology annotation, molecular function: nucleic acid binding; RNA nuclease activity.
AUGGCCAUGGCUCCAAGCGGACCCCGCCCCGUGCUCCUGCUGACCCUCGCCCUGCUGGUAGCCAGCCUGACCCUGUCCAGCGGGAUGCCAUGGAAUCUGCUGAAUGAUAUAUUCAAUCAGCACCAUGUGGACCACCCAAAGACCCUACCCUCCAACCUCAACACCUACUGCAACAAUAUGAUGUGGAAGCGGGGAAUAUACUGGAAGCUAGUCAACACCUUCAUUCACAAACCCAUCCCAUCCAUCAACAGCAUCUGCUCUGGGGGUGGGACUGACAUCCAAGGUGGCCUACGCAGGAGCACUGCUGUCUUUCUCACCACCAAAUGCACAUUUAACCCGCUGAUCUUCUCUUACACCGGCACACAGAUUUCCCGUCAAAUUGUCAUCACCUGCUGGAAGGGGCUCCCUGUGAACUAUAGGGAAUAG